AUGCGCCAUUUCGACGCCUGGUUGCUGCGCGACCCCUAUUCCAUCUUCCACUACUACCCGACCGGCCGUCGGUGGCAAGAAACCGUGCGCGAUCUGAUCCAGGAACGCAAGAUCUGCUCUCCCUCGGUCAAUGACGAUGAUGAUGAUGCUCCCGCGUCACCCGUGAAUCUCUUCGAUCAGCCCUUCUCAUCCCAGUCUGAGUGCAGUCUGCUGCAGAAGCUGCCGGCCGAGAUCCGUCUACUGAUCUACCAAUACGUCUUUGGCAAUGAGACGGUGCACCUCGUCCAGCUGAAGGGGAAGAUACGGCACGUACGUUGCCAGCACGUCCAGUCUUCGAUGCAGAGCCACCGGCGGUGCUGUCCAGUAACCAGAGCGAGAUGGAACGAUAAUAAUAGCAACACCAAUUCUACUGCUUCUACUACCAACCGUUUUGAUAAAGGAGACACCGCGUUGUACCCGCAUACUCAUCCAUGUCUCCCCUCCUCACUCAGCAACUCGAGCCCCGCGCUGCUUCGCACCUGUCGCGCCGUGUAUGCCGAAGCCGCCACCCUGCUCUACUCUCGCGUCACCUUCGACGUCGACGACCUGCACACGCUGAUCGCCUUCUUGGCGAGCGUGAGUCCCGCGCAGCUCCGCUGCAUCCACAGCCUGACAGUCCAGUACAUGACCAUCUGGCAACCCAUGACGGGCGAAGAACAUCCGUCCUCCAUAUACGCCCACACGCACAACGACAGGCUGUGGGUGAAGUUUUGGAGCCGUGUUGCCGCUCUACAGGGGUUGGAAGAGUUACGGGUGAGUCUCGAUUUGGGUAGUUUCAGAAGCAUCCCCGAUCCGAACCAGAACCAGAACCAAGCAGUAACAGGUUUACUGCUUGAAAACAAAAAACGAUUGCGUCUCUCCAUCGACCAGCCUUGGGUCGCCCCCCUGCUGGAUAUCCGCGGCCUGGAUUCCUUCGAGCUGGGGAUCACGGCAAAAUGCGACGCCUUCGCUAAGAGGAUCCUCGAGGCGGACCUGUGUCGCGACGCGGCUACCUUACGAGAUGAUCUGCAGCAUGUCCUCUGUUCAGACAGGCUGUCACUGACCCAACACAGUGUAGGAUCGGCACGGGGUACCGGAAAACCCAGGCUGGCUAUCACGGCGGCAUAG
Messenger RNA from Penicilliopsis zonata CBS 506.65, 1146 nucleotides. RefSeq lists its product as hypothetical. Bases 1 to 1146 code for a protein of 381 amino acids. The transcript has a single exon. Lineage: Eukaryota; Fungi; Ascomycota; Eurotiomycetes; Eurotiales; Aspergillaceae. The record is from RefSeq and is a predicted model, not a curated record.